Anthonomus grandis grandis is the source of this 1565-nucleotide messenger RNA. RefSeq lists its product as uncharacterized. The transcript is spliced from 2 exons. The record is from RefSeq and is a predicted model, not a curated record. The coding region runs from base 332 to 1447 and encodes 371 amino acids. Gene Ontology annotation, molecular function: protein phosphatase regulator activity. Gene Ontology annotation, biological process: response to endoplasmic reticulum stress. Lineage: Eukaryota; Metazoa; Arthropoda; Insecta; Coleoptera; Curculionidae. Gene Ontology annotation, cellular component: endoplasmic reticulum; protein phosphatase type 1 complex.
UAGUAUUCGUUUGACUUUGACAGUUCCUUUUAAAAACAAUGACUAAGUUACUCAAUGCAAAUAUGAAUUACGUGAUACAAAUCCUAUGAGUACUUUGAAGGUCUUCUAGUGCAUUGUAACUGAGUGAAAUGGCUAAAUUAAAUGUUGAUACAAAUUCAAGUUUAAAUAGUAUUGUGAACAGUGGUUUUGAUAUAAUUUGUACUGAUUCUACAAUAAAGUUGGGAAAGAUUAAAAGAAACUUGGUGCAUUUUAAAACACUUAGAUCAGAAUUGUAGAUAUCGAAAAGGUGUAGCCUAUUUUUAGCAAGUUGCAAGGGAUAUAUAAAAAAGCAAUGGUAUCAAACAGAUUUUUAGAGGAUUGCCCCUCUGCUUUGAUGGGUAUACAAAGCAUGGUCGAUCCAAAAGAACAUUUUAUUCAAGCUUCCAGCUGUUUGAGCAUGGUGCCCCAAACACUGGCAACAGCUUUAGAAAAGUUCCUAUACAUAAUUAAUUCUGUGCAUUGUAAGGAAGGUCAAGUGGUUAGUGAAUGUAAAGCUUGUUAUAGGGAGAGUCCUAAGAAAUGUUACACAAAAGAUUUCUACAAAAUUAUGAAACCCAAGAAGGAUCAUAAUAUAAAAGCGAUAUCCACUUUAUAUUUUCAAUCUGGCAGUAGUUAUGGAAUGGGUUUUGACAAAAACCAUAUUGAUAAAGGGAAAGGUUGUUAUGAAAAACAAGAAUUUAGCUUAAUUACUAAAAUGGCAUCAUUAAAAACCCAUCUGCCCCUAGAUUGUACAACUAAAUUGUGCUUACAUAAAUUCUUUUUAAGAGACAAUAUGGUACAUCAAAUUAGAGAUGUUAAAACCUCUUUGGGAAACAGUGCUUGCAGGAGUUCUGAGAUACUACUUGCUAAAAUAGUUGAAUUUUAUGUAAAAUGUACUCUAAAUAGCUCAGAUGAGUUAGCAUUUAUUGACAGAAGAUACUUAUCAGUUAGUUGGACUACAAUAAGGUGUGAUAAUCAAAAGUCCCUUAAUAAAAAUGGGAGUGAAAUAAAUAAUAAUAAGAAAGACUGGAAAGAGACUGAUGGGCUGAUUGUAGCUAACGGAAACUGUAAAAAGUGUAUAGUUAUUAAUAUAACUAAAAUUGAACAACCUAGAAGCUGUUUAAAGAGAGGAAGUAGUAGAGGAAGGGAUAUAAAUGAUGUUGAGCUUGACAUUACAAAGCCCAAGAAAAAUAUAAAAAAACCAGAGAAAAGGGUUAAAUUUGCCCCUCCCAAUCAAUUAUGUGAAGUUCAUCCAAUGAUAAAGUGGUCCUAUGCAUAUCAAGCAGCCAGAAAAGGGCCAUGGGAAAUGCAUGCACGAGAUAGGGACAGGUUUCGUUGGAGAAUAUUCAGGGUGGAACAAGACAUCAAGUAUAUUUUUGACCAGGAGCACAGAAACAAAAUUUACAAUGAAAGGUUUCGGAAUGUUUGAAACUAAUUUUAAUGUUAUUAUUUACUCUUCUUCUUAUAUUUCUGUAUUUAUUAUAUUUUUGGUGUUAAUUAUAAUGCGUUAUUCUGAAGAGACAAUAUAUUUUGUAUAUAUAAUAUAA